Batrachochytrium dendrobatidis JAM81 is the source of this 708-nucleotide messenger RNA. RefSeq lists its product as uncharacterized. The transcript has a single exon. Gene Ontology annotation, molecular function: 8-oxo-dGDP phosphatase activity. Lineage: Eukaryota; Fungi; Chytridiomycota; Chytridiomycetes; Rhizophydiales. The record is from RefSeq and is a predicted model, not a curated record. The annotation marks the transcript as partial.
UCAUAUCAGCAACGCACACAUGCAAUAGCCAGCAUGCUAUCUGCAUGGAAAUCAUCUGGUCUGUUUGAGUGUUUAAAGGGAUGGCGCAAUGAGCAGUAUACUGUCUACGGAUCCAACAACGAGCCUAUUGUUGCCAUUGAACGAUCAGCAAUUGGAUUGUUUGGUGUACGGUCUUAUGGAUGCCAUUUAAAUGGAUACGUACGAACAGUGGAUGCUCAUCACCAGUCUACCAUCAAGAUGUGGGUUGCACGACGAUCUUAUCGAAAACAAACGAAUCCAGGCAUGUUAGAUAAUAUUGUAGGCGGAGGUCUGCCUUGUGGAGCCAAUCCAACAGCCAACAUCAUCAAGGAGAGUUUUGAGGAAGCAGGUAUUUCUUCUGACAUAGCAUCUCGAGCCAUCUCUGUUGGAGUCGUCUCCUUUUGGCAAGACUCUUCCAUCAGGGGAUACAUCCCCGACACGGAAUUCUGCUAUGAUCUUGAAUUGGACGCAUCAUUUAUUCCACAUCCAGCAGAUGGCGAAGUAGAAGAGUUUUUCUUGUGGGAUUUGGAAACAGUCAAGGAUCAUUUGAGCAAGGGAGAAUUCACUCCAGAAGCUGGGUUGGUCGUUGUGGAUUUUUUAAUACGACACGGAGCUGUUCAUCCACUUUCUGAACCAGCAUUUCUAGAACUGUCGUUGUUGCUCCGUCGUGAAUUUCCUUUUCCCGGACCU